AUGUUUCGAAAUUGCGUGAUUUUCUCGCUCUUAAUUGUGGCAAUUCAUGCGUCUGGCGAAUUGACAGUGCUGAGCAGCCCCAAAGGAAUCAGCUUCAAGGGCAAUGACGCAUUGGAGAGCUACAAUGUUGGCGACGUCCUAUACGCUGCCUUGGGCAAUGCUGUCAAUGGUGAAUCAGACUGGAGCGGAAUGAUUAUUUCCGAUCCCUUUAACUUGGCCAAAUGCAUAAUAGCCGUGCAUGUGCAGGGAACUCGCCAUAUCGAAACUGCUGGCACAUUCAAAACCUAUGAUCUGGUUGGGUCCAGCACUAGUAAUUCCCUGACUGCUUUGGCUGCUGAUCUAGAAGCUGCCAACGAGCCGGUGUGCGACAUUAAUUUUGAAAAGUACGAGGAUGGCAUCCAAUCUUUCAAAUCAUGCUUUGGGGACUUGGAGGCACCUACUGCUAAGCCUACCAAGCAUUUAAGCCUAUCACUGCACAGCGCUGACAAACAGUUUCUGCAGCAAAUAGGUUAUAUUAACGCUGCCUCUGAAAAUCUGGCCGAAAUGCUUAAAACCUCGAACGUGCUACUCGUCCGCCUGUCCGUCGAAGGCAUUGCCAAAGGGAACGGUGACGAGUCGGAGGCCUUGGAGGAAGCCAACAAACUGAUCUCUGCUGCCAUUGGUCGCCUGCAGGUCGCUGCUCAAAAAUCUAGCACCUCGGUCCUCUUCAUUCAAACCACCGAUGAAGAGGUAUCCUCAUCGCGUUCCAAGCGCGAUGUCGUACCUCCAAACAACACGAACCCCUAUAGUUCAGUCGAAUACUACGAUUAUAACUACCCAGUUAUCUUCAACAUCAUUUUGUGGUUCAUGGUUGUCUUUUGCCUCGCCCUAUUGGCUAUAUGUUAUGCUAUUGGCUCAAUGGAUCCCGGCAGGGACUCGAUCAUCUAUCGCAUGACUUCCACCAGAAUGAAGAAGGAUAAUUGAGGAGGAGUCUACAACAAUCCCUGUAGUCAACUAAUAAAAUGAUUUUGAUAUUUACAA
Molecule: messenger RNA, 1020 nt
Organism: Scaptodrosophila lebanonensis
Lineage: Eukaryota; Metazoa; Arthropoda; Insecta; Diptera; Drosophilidae
Product: renin receptor-like
Exons: 1
Coding region: 1-963 (320 amino acids)
Biological process (GO): positive regulation of Wnt signaling pathway
Cellular component (GO): membrane; external side of plasma membrane
Molecular function (GO): signaling receptor activity
Source: RefSeq, a predicted model, not a curated record